CGUGCACCAGGAAUCCGUCGAGAGCAUGGCGAGCGGCCAGAAGAAGCGCGAGGACAAGCGCUUCCACGGCGCAUUCACGGGGGGCUUCUCAGCUGGGUACUUCAACACUGUCGGGAGCAAGGAAGGGUGGACGCCGAGCACGUUCCAGUCGUCGCGGUCGCAACUGCAGGGGUCGUCGGUGGGCGGCGACGCCCCAAAGCCACGACAGCAACGGAUUGAAGACUUUAUGGACGAAGAAGACGAUCCGCUGCUGGGGCGGCGUCUCGGGUUGAAUGCGCAAUUCGAUCCGCUUGCUGGCGACAACGCGUCCCGCUACGAGUUCCAAGCAAAACAGGCCGCAACGGCGUCAAUCCCGGGCUUCAUUGUCGACGAUUUUAUCCAGCCGUCGCGGAGUACUAUCGGUACGACGUUGCUCGGAAAAAUGGGGUGGAAGCCUGGACAAGGCGUCGGCCCGAAGGUGCGCAAGCGAAAGUUCACUUCUCGAUUCACCGACGCGUUGCCACGGGACCAAGCCGACAGCGGCGACACCAUCUUCGUCGCACCCAAACACACGCUCGACAUCUCCACCAUGUUUCCGCCGCCCAAGCUCGACAAGUAUGGCGUCGGGUAUGACCCGUACGUAAACGCCCCCGAGUUUGGGUUUUUGCAGCGGCGCCGGCAGCAACAAGCCUCGCAGGCGGCGUCAGGUGGCCCGCCGCGCGCCAUGCUUACGUUUGCGGACUCGAUUCGGGCCGACAACACAGCUCCAUCAUCGAUGAGCCUUGGGCUGAGCGCCCUGGAAGAAGCUGACGAUUUGGAUGUGUACGCGAUGGACUCGAAGGACGCAUUCGACCGCGUUCUGGCAAAGCAGCCUUCUCGCGCCAUGCUGAUGGCGCCCCGCGACGAUGACGGCGACGACGAGGAGUCGGCGGCGUCGCAAGUGUGCAGCGACGGCAGUCUCGUCUUGACUGGGUUUCGGCUGAGUACAACGCGAUCGAAGCCACCGACCGUUCUCGUAGCCCACGUCGACGUGCCUCCCAACUGGGUCCCAACGCUGCAGCAUCUCAAACUCGCGCCAGUCCGCAAGCAGACCACACAGUCGGCCGCCGAUCGUGGCCGCGCGUUGGGGGAGCUCCCGCCCAAGCCACAAGCCGAGCGGCAGUUGCUCCAUUCGCAGUUCCGCGCAGGCAUGAUGGCCGCGAUAUCGAGUCGCUUCCAAUCGUCGUCGGCAUCGUCCGCCACGGACGAGAUGGGUGCGUCGCUCGCCCCUCGCAUGCAGAUGGAGCCCCUCGCCCGCCAAACCAAGCCAUGGAUGCCGGACAGACUGCUGUGCAAGCGAUUCCGCUUGCCUGUGCCGGACGCCGCCGUUGGCGACGUCCCUGCGAAGUCGACGCCGAAUCGCCGCUUUGAACACGAUAUCAUGGCGCAUGUUCCUGUCGGUGCCGGGGUCGUCGCGCACGAUCCUGUCGACGACCACGUGCUUCCCGACUUGCCGCCGCUGGAACGACCACCAAUGGACCUGUUCCAGUCUGUCUUCGACAAUCCAGACGACACGGAGGACGAUGACAGCAGCAGUAGCAGCUCGAGCGACGAAGCAGCGGAGACAACUGCCACGCCACCUGCUUUAGCACCACCACGUGCGCCCGUCGGUCCGGCACGCCCCGAGACAUUUCACGACACUUCCAAGAGAAAGGACGUCGAGUCGCCGUCCGAACGGGACGACCGCUACCGAAAGAAGAAGCACAAGAAGGACCACCGGGUGAAAAAGGACAAGAAGAAGCACAAAAAGCACCACCGAGCGUAGAAAGACGGUCCGUCGCCGCGCUGUCGACGUGCAAGCCACCACGGCACCCUCGAUGUAUAGGGUCUCUCUGUCGAACCAAACAUCGAUCGAUGGGUGCAGCAGCUUGCUCGUAGACCCGUCGAGUCUGGGCAAACUUCCUUGCGUUCGCCACGCAUUGGUACGGAGAGAUGCAGUUGGGACAACGCUGCGGCGGCACAUACGACCACACAGCACGGCUCCGUGGCGAGAUGUACCAUCACCAUCACGGUGAUUCGAUCGGCCCAAGUCGUUCGAUUACAUAUAUAUAUAGCAAGCUGUGUCUAACUGUCUAUUGAGGGGGUCGGUGGCUUAGUCGAA
This is a messenger RNA of Aphanomyces invadans, 2119 nucleotides long. RefSeq lists its product as hypothetical. Gene Ontology annotation, molecular function: RNA binding. Gene Ontology annotation, biological process: mRNA processing. NCBI's taxonomy places the organism in Eukaryota, Oomycota, Saprolegniomycetes, Saprolegniales, Verrucalvaceae. Gene Ontology annotation, cellular component: nucleus. The record is from RefSeq and is a predicted model, not a curated record. The transcript has 4 exons. The coding region runs from base 26 to 1783 and encodes 585 amino acids.